Molecule: messenger RNA, 1290 nt
Organism: Scomber japonicus (chub mackerel)
Lineage: Eukaryota; Metazoa; Chordata; Actinopteri; Scombriformes; Scombridae
Gene: skic8
Product: SKI8 subunit of superkiller complex
Exons: 12
Coding region: 208-1125 (305 amino acids)
Cellular component (GO): Cdc73/Paf1 complex
Molecular function (GO): protein binding
Source: RefSeq, a predicted model, not a curated record
CACUUUUCAGUUUUGCAGAAAGGCGGUAGUGGGCGCUUCAUGUGACUCCUCAACAGCAAUCAAACAAACCCACGAAGAAGACGCGGAUGUUGUCAUGGAGUCUCACAUGUAAAGUCUCCGAGCUCCCCAGGUUUAAUUCAACAUUUUGAAGGAGUUUUAAAGGUUGAAGUUAAAUUAUCUGGCUCCCCAACAACCAGGACCAAAAACAUGAGCACUCAAUACAGCAUUCUUUUCAAGCAAGAACACGCACACGAUGACGCCAUCUGGACGGCAGCGUGGGGUAAAAGCGAGGCAGAUGGGUCAGAAACUAUCGUCACUGGAUCGUUAGAUGAUAUGGUCAAAGUCUGGAAAUGGUCAGACGAGAAGCUGGAGCUGCAGUGGUCUCUGGAGGGCCACCAGCUGGGCGUGGUGUCAGUGGACAUCAGUCACAACGGAGCGAUCGCCGCCUCCAGCUCCCUCGACGCUCACAUCCGUCUCUGGGACCUGGAGUCUGGAAAACAGAUCAAGUCCAUGGAUGCGGGACCAGUUGAUGCAUGGACGGUCGCCUUCUCCCCAGACUCUAAAUACAUCGCCACAGGAAGCCAUCUUGGCAAGGUCAACAUCUUCGGUGUGGAAAGCGGCAAGAAGGAAUAUUCUCUGGACACUCGAGGGAAAUUCAUCCUGAGUAUAGCUUACAGCCCAGAUGGAAAAUAUUUGGCCAGUGGAGCUAUUGAUGGGAUCAUUAACAUCUUUGACAUCGCAACUGGAAAACUGCUCCACACGCUGGAAGGUCACGCUAUGCCCAUCAGAUCCCUCACCUUCUCCCCCGACUCCCAGCUCCUGGUCACAGCCUCUGACGACGGCUACAUCAAGAUAUAUGAUGUGCAACAUGCCAACCUGGCAGCCACACUGAGUGGACACGGAUCCUGGGUUCUUAAUGUCGCCUUCUCUCCAGAUGACUCCCACUUUGUCUCGAGCUCAUCUGACAAGAGUGUGAAGGUUUGGGACGCCAGCUCCAGAGCAUGUAUCAACACUUUCUUCGACCAUCAAGACCAGGUGUGGAGCGUAAAGUACAACAGCACCGGCUCAAAGAUCAUCUCAGCUGGAGACGACCGAGCCAUCCACAUCUACGACUGUCCCAUGUGAGGAAAGACAUCCGGAUACGGAAAAACAAGAUGAGAAGAUCUUCAGAGCUGUUUACUAGAAUCAUGGAGUUGAAGUUGGUAAUUGCAGAGAAUAGGAGGGAGGGGUGUAAAUGUUAUGGAUUAUUUUGCACUUGGCCAACACGGUCAAAUAAAAGGGUUUUUUUUU